GGCAGGGUCCGGAGGGUGGCCGAUUCAACACCAAGAAAUGUCCGAUUUCAAGGAUUUUGACGGUGAUGACAGUUUUGGGGGGGAUUAUGACUUCAACAUAAACGAGCUCUCUGGAAUAGACGAUAUAAUAUCAAACUGUGAGCAAGAACUAUUUGCUAAAGCAGACAAUCUCUUUUCCGACGAUGGACUUCUAUCCCAGUUGGAGAAUGAUCCACUUCAGCCGAUGGAGGAGGAUGUUUCAUAUGACUUUUUGAACUUGCCGAACAAUCUGGUAGAACCGAAAAGUGAUUCGUCCCAUGUCCGACAAAAUUCUGUUUCUUUAGAAGAACCAGUACCAGUCGCUCUAACUAGAGUAACGCAACUCACCAGAUUGGAAAACAGUUCUCCGAGUAUUGUCAACCAAGCUGUGAGAGUCGAGGCCUCAAAUCCAUCUCCUCCACAAGUUGUUCCGAAGAAUGUGAAAAACAGUGGAAAUGCGCAGAAAGUGAUUAUGCAACCUGCAGGUUAUGUUUUGCAACAACCUCAGCAGUAUAGGUCCAUUCAGCCAAACCCCGUACCACCGUCGGCUGCUCAGAUCCAUGCUGUCAAACCCUCGCAGCAAUCUCAACGUAAGAUAAAGACCGGAAAUAACGUUGUCACUGUGCAGAGUGUGGGGCAAAUCCACGUGCCGACGGAUCAAAUGAAGCAGAUGCUGGUUAAUGCACAACAGAUCAAGUUGCCGACAACUGUGAUGUAUACUCCAAUAGCUCCAAACAAACCCGCGGAAGGCAUUGCUGGUGCUCCAGUUCAUGCUGUCAAUGGAACUUUUGUCACCACGAGUAUUCCUGUUGUGUUAGAUCCAGAUAAGUUGCCCCUUAACUGCUUGAGUUCCGUCCCCGGCCAACCGAAACGUGAGCCGAAGCGCAGCGCUCACAAUGCGAUAGAGCGACGCUACAGAACCAGUAUCAAUGACAAGAUCAUUGAGUUGAAGGAUAUGGUUUGUGGAGCCGACUCAAAGCUCAACAAGUCGGCUAUCUUACGCAAAGCCAUAGAAUACAUAAGAUUUCUCCAAGCGUCCAACAUGAAAUUGAAACAGGAGAAUAUGGCUUUGAAGAUGAACGCGCAGAAACAAACACUGAGAGACCUGUUGAUGCCUGGAGGAGAGGAAGAAGUUCCGGGAGGAAUCACCCCUCCGCAUUCGGAUACGUUCUCUCCCCCCCACUCUGAAUCUUUCUCUCCCCCCCGCCACGACACUUUGUCUCCGCCAAGCUCGGAUCCUCCGUCUCCCCAGGACCAUGUUUAUGUUACUGACCAUCUGAAGGAGUCGGAAGGAGUGUUCCGAGGCAUGUUGGAUCACACGAGGAUGGUCCUCUGUAUGUUCAUGAUCUCCAUCGUCGUAGUCAACCCGUUCGGUCGUUUGCUGGAGACCAUCCCAGCCCCGAGCCAACAUCACUCUGCCAGCGUGCCUGGCCGAAGCAUACUCAACUUUGACAGUAGUGAUGGAGGCUUGUGGAGCUGGGCCGGAUCUUCUGUUGCUCUUUGGCUGUUGAACCUCCUCAUCCUAGCGUUUGGGCUGGUCAAGGUGUUUGUCUACGGAGAUCCCAUCUUGUACUCUGACAGCAAAGCCUCCACUCUGUUCUGGAGACAUCGCAAACAGGCUGACUUUGACCUGUCCAAGGGUGACAGUAGCGGAGCGUACAGAGAGUUAGUGACUUGUCUACAAGUGGUACAGUGCCCUCUGCCGGUCACCAGGGUGGAGGUCUGCAGUGCUCUGUUCUGGCAGUUGUUGCGACAAUUGCUGCACAGACUGUACAUUGGACGCUGGCUGUCUUCUUACACUGGUGGAAUAUUUGCGACUCCGUAUGUGAGGGGUGAGGCAGUGGCUACGUGUAAGCACUUGUCCCUGGUGUACCAUCGUCUGCACCAGCUACAUAUGGUGGAGGGGGGAGGGUGGGGGGCCGGAACGAUGUUGGCUGUGAUGGCUGUCAACCUGGCUGAGGCUGCAGGUUCCACCUCUACCAGUCAGCUGGCUCACUGCUAUGUCAUGCUCGCGCUGCAACUCAAACAGACGCUUCCUGCGCCACUGCAGUUCCUGGCAAGGUAUUAUUUGAGCAGUGGAAGGUCCUCCUACCAGAAACAACCAUGCAAUCAUCUUCAGUGGCUGAUGACUCCCUACGGAUAUAAGUUCUUCUUGAGUCAUCAUUGGAGCUACGGUCUGCCAAGGCCGACUCUCUUUACAUCUGUCACCGACCCUACAGACCCACAGUCUUUUGUAGCUAGAAUGUAUCGUGAACAUCUGAUAGAGAAAGCAUUGAAGGCGCUGGUGGCACCCAGUACCUCGACGGAAGGUCCCACCUCGGUUGAGGAGAGUUCCCUCAAACGUUCCCCGACUCCUGAAGUUCUCUGUUACCUCAAACUCUUGCAGGAUUGUCAUUGUUGUGAAAGGUCGUCAUGGUGGGUGGCUCUACUCCAGGCUGCCGCAGGAUGGCUUCAGUCCGAAGACUCUGCUGUAGAAACCUUACACCCCCGUAUAGAGUCGCCACCACAGCCUGAGCUGUUAAUUCGUACUGUGUUGGCCGCCUACCGUGUACGACGAGCUGCUACCACUACCACGUCACCCUCCGCAUUGCUGGAACUGUGUCACAAAGCCAGUCUGCUGCUGCAAGAAAGCCUCACAGUAGACGCUUGUCACAAACCAGACACUAAGGUUUUGUUGGCACAACUGCUGGUCUGUGAUUGGCUGUUGGAGACUCGCACUGCACUCUGGGAAGAUCAAGGAGGCAGUGCACAAGGUCCUGUAUCAGCUGAUCAGCUGUCAGGCUUCCAAGCAGAUCUGUCUUCUCUGUGUAGAAUUACUCAGGAAUUGCCACAAGAAUUGUCGAUCGGGUUGGCAAGAGUGUUCCUAUAUGAAGCAACAGUAAGGUUGAUGGCUGGCGCUGCGCCGGGUCGAACACAACAGCUGUUAGACCGUAGUCUUAGACAUCGGUCUACUCGGACCAACAUAAUCUGCGGCAAAGAAAAGUCACCAGCAGAGACAGGCGGAGAGCGAGAACAUGCAGCUGCGCUGUACCUGGCUUGUAGACAUCUUCCUACACCGCUGCUUGCGUCUCCGGGCGAACGAGCCGGAAUGUUACUGGACGCUGCUAAAACACUGGAGAAGAUCGGAGACAAGAAGAGACUACAGCAGUGUUACCAACUGAUGCAAUCGCUAGGUACCUCAGUGGGCACUAAUUAGAACAGUGCUACCAACACGAUGACUCGCAAGCAUUGCUGCCAUAUUGAAUAUGAAGUGUAUUUUGAUGAUAGCGUCAAUGAGAAUGUCGUGUAGACAGGGAUGAGGGAAGGUUGUGAAAAACGCGAGUCACUACUCUGGUAUUAAAUUAAUACAACGGCAAUUAAUCGUUAAGGUUGCUUUACAAAACUACAAAAGUAAACAAGGGAAGGGCUCUCGUGUAUAUGCACAUCCUAAUCGCCAUUCUGAUUGACGCAAUCUACACUACCUGUUAUAAAUAACAGCAUCCAUAGUUGAAACUGGUGUUGAUAACUGGGCCCAACCAGGUAGCAGUACUAUCAAAUUGGUCAGAGAAGCAAAACUUCAAAGAUAAAUUUUCUUUUAGGAUAAUCGGUCUCCUAAUGGCUCAAAUAUUUAUCCUAACUAAAAUUUGAAGAAAUAAAAUUUAAUUGUUGCUGUACUGCAAAAUCAGUCGGCUUAAAAUCUGAGGAUUUUCGGUUCGAUGUGGGUCAAUUCUGUUUACUGAUCAUUGGGCUAUUAAAUAAUGAUGCUACAUAACGAAUGGUCUAGAUGGUAAUAACCAACAAGAUCAGUAUUGGAACUGGUAAAAACACUUAAAAAAGGCCAACGGCUUUAAAAGAUACAAAAAGAAUUUUCCCUUAAAAAUUACAAUGUUAAAGUCACCUGUUUAACUGCUUAAUGCAAUUCCAAGGAAGUUAUCCAGUUUUUUAAAUCUCUUAAAAUCUCUUAAGUGUUUACUUAACUUUACCAAAAAGGCAAAGCUACCAAAGGACUUAUUGACUAACUUAGGUAACUAAGUACCUAAGAAAUAUGACAAAUACUUGCAGCUUUAAGUUAUUUUGCUUUGUAGUUUUAGCUGAUAGUUUAUUUUAGGAUAAGUAAUAGAUUUUAUCUGUAAUUAAUUGUAAAAUAUGUUUCAAAGAAAUAUUUUAUUUGCGUAUGUUAAUUUCUCUUGGAGUUUUUUCCUUACAACACUUAAAUAAAUAGUAUUUUAAGAAAAAGCCAAUUGGCUAAGGAAUAUUUUGAAGAGGAAACACAAAAUAUAACAAUGAUGUUUCGGUUAAGAGUUAAAGACUACCAGAAAAUGUAUGUUUCAUGUUAUUGAAGCUAUAGAAAGUUUAAAAAUCUUUAAAAGAAAGUAAUAUUCUGCAUUUAAGAAAACAAAACUGCAAUAAUUAUGUUUCUAGUACAAAUAACUUACAUAUCUUAGUUAUUGAUUAAUUUGUAUACUGUAUUUGCUUUAUCAAAAAGUAGGGUUUAAUCUCUAAAAUAUUGUUUGUAAAUACUAAAUACCAACAAUAAAAAAUAAUAUAAUUUAACUUGCAUUUAAUUGAAUAUAAAAACUACAUGGAGAAGUGGUUGACUGAAAGCAUCAUAAAAGGAAUUAGCAAUAUACAUAUUUACUAGAAAUAUUUAUUUACAUUAGGGUUAAGAAGACAAAUUAUUUUUGAUUACUAAUAAAUCUUGAACAAUUUGUGAUUUUAUUGUUAGUUCUUUUAACUCUCAGUUUUACAUUAAGUGUUCCUAUUAUAUAAUUUUAGGUAUAAUUUUAGUUCGAUUUGUGUGACUAGUUGUUACUUAAUUUGUACGCUUAAAAACAAUUUUACAUACAAUUUUAUAAUAAAA
Molecule: messenger RNA, 4858 nt
Organism: Macrosteles quadrilineatus (aster leafhopper)
Lineage: Eukaryota; Metazoa; Arthropoda; Insecta; Hemiptera; Cicadellidae
Gene: SREBP
Product: sterol regulatory element-binding protein 1
Exons: 15
Coding region: 38-3214 (1058 amino acids)
Biological process (GO): regulation of transcription by RNA polymerase II
Cellular component (GO): nucleus
Molecular function (GO): RNA polymerase II cis-regulatory region sequence-specific DNA binding; protein dimerization activity; DNA-binding transcription factor activity, RNA polymerase II-specific
Source: RefSeq, a predicted model, not a curated record